AUCCCUUUGUCCCUCUCCUAGUCUCUGUCGCUGCGAACAGAUCCUGGACAGGAAUCAUAUUUUCAACCCAACUAUGAGAAGCAACCGAGAACGUCGGCGAUUGCCGACUCACCGAAUACCUCACUGCAAAAAAACCGUCAUCAACUCGACUCGACUUGCCGUCGCUUAAUAGUCACUGCGGAGUGCAUAUGGAGUGGAUUUCCGGCAAAUAAUAAACAAAGUCUUUCCAGCCAUGACGUCGUUGAUUGUCAAACUAGCUGCGAUUGUGCAGAGCGGUCGAGGAAUUGAUAUAACCCUGACUUCAUUUCAUCCUUUCUUGGAUGGCACUUGUUUUCGGGGGAGGUAACUAGCCCAUUUGUGAAUGGAAAUGAUCGUAAAACGAUUUCAAAUCGCAGAUGAACAUCCGAAAGUUGGAUUCCGCCUAUUUCCAAGUCGACAAAGUUUUCCUCGUGAGGGGAUUGGCCAUGCUGAAAGUUUUUGAAGAAGUUGAACAAUUCGCAUGCUACGGAGUACAGAUUCCCGUUUUUGCUAACCCAGUCUCCAUAGUUAAGCACGGGGAUAUGCCAGCAUGGACACAUGAAAUUCUUAUGAGUGUUGUGGGUAUUAAAGCUGCCGAUGUUGACUCAUGUGCGAGGAAAAGCAGAAGCAAAGCGAGAAAGAUUUGGCGAGAGAGAGUCCUUUUUCUUGUUCAUAUUCUUUAAAGAAUGAUCACUUUUCGCACUUUGGG
Molecule: messenger RNA, 727 nt
Organism: Coccidioides immitis RS
Lineage: Eukaryota; Fungi; Ascomycota; Eurotiomycetes; Onygenales; Onygenaceae
Exons: 1
Coding region: 396-701 (101 amino acids)
Source: RefSeq, a predicted model, not a curated record